Molecule: messenger RNA, 889 nt
Organism: Pelagomonas calceolata
Lineage: Eukaryota; Pelagophyceae; Pelagomonadales; Pelagomonadaceae
Source: the annotation of a GenBank genome assembly
GCUUGUUUUUGGCCUGUAAGGCGCAUUGAUGCGUCUCCUCGUGUAAGCGCUGUGAUUUUGAAAUUAGUGCUCGAUAUGGAUCGAUUUGUGGUGAAAACGAAGCGCAGCAAUGAGCCUGCCAAGCCAACCAAGCCGACCAAACGAGCAUCCGAGGAGAUCGGCUGGGCGCGGUGCCCGAUCUGCGACGCGACCGUGGCAAUCUCCGUGAUGGGACAGCACGUCGACAGCGGCUGCAAGGCGUUCGCCGGCGCGAAACGGCGGAGGAGCGACGUGGCCGCCGCACCGGCCUUAUUCGCGGUGCCGCACGAAACGCUCGGCGGGCAGUACAUCGUUGCUGAUUUCUUGAGUGAAGAGGAAGAGGCGGAGAUUUUGGCGUUCCUCGACGCCGACGCGGACCCGCCAUGGAAAGAUUGCCGCUUUAACGGUCGACACCGCGGCAAGCACUGGGGCGUGCGCAUAGAUAUUGCUGCCGGGAAGCUCCUGGAGCAAACGCACGCGAUGCCCGAGGUGCUACGCAAUGUCGUCCGGAAAAUGCGCACUGUGGACGUGCUCCAGGCGUUCUACCCGAAUGAGUGCAACGCGAUAGAUUACGUCAAAGAUCGCGGCGCGUAUCUAAAGGCGCAUUGUGACCACCGAGGGCUCUCGGGCGACGUCCUCGUGAAUUUGUGCUUGGCGGGCAGCGCGACCAUGACCUACACGAAGGACGGCGAGCCCGAGGCGCCAGCCUACCGCGUGCUUUUGCCGCGGCGCGGUUUGCAGGUCCAGACGGGCGAGGUGAGGUACAGCUACCGCCACGGCAUCUCGAACGCGGACCUCCAUGACGCGCGACGGGUAUCGAUCACGUUCCGGUCGAACAAGGACCCAAACCACCAUGUGUAAAUGUGACAAG